Messenger RNA from Phyllopteryx taeniolatus (common seadragon), 4518 nucleotides. It is a transcript of the gene klf1, whose product is annotated as Kruppel like factor 1 (erythroid). Lineage: Eukaryota; Metazoa; Chordata; Actinopteri; Syngnathiformes; Syngnathidae. Gene Ontology annotation, molecular function: DNA-binding transcription factor activity, RNA polymerase II-specific; RNA polymerase II cis-regulatory region sequence-specific DNA binding. Bases 789 to 1817 code for a protein of 342 amino acids. Gene Ontology annotation, biological process: regulation of transcription by RNA polymerase II. The record is from RefSeq and is a predicted model, not a curated record. The transcript is spliced from 3 exons.
GGCACCAGUAAUCCAUUUUAUUCAGUUAAGCCUAAUUAUUCAUACCGUGGGCAAGUGAAUUAAACUUUGUUGAAUAUCCUUUGGUGUCAGAUGUGAUAGAGAUAUUCAUGAAAAUUAUUCAGCAUUUGAAAAUGAUGCAUUACCCAAUUUUGAGAAAAUAUUAUCUUUUGCAUUCUUCAACAGGGUCCUGGUAUAGCAUAAUGUAGAUAGUGCAUUCUUAUCAAGUAUACAUUAAACACAUUGGCUUUAUUGAUAAAGGGUAUUAUUUACUAAUAUUGCAACAUAACUUCUAUUUUGUUGUCAUUUGCAUCGAAAAGUUAACCUAAAUUAUAACUCACUCAAAACUUGAUUAAUUUGGGUUUACUGGAUCUGCAAUUAAUUUGUGAUUAGGCCACAUCCAAGCAUCUUGAUCGCACAGGUAGUGUAGAUACAAAAUUCUAAGACAUUUUUUGGGGCAAUUGAAAAUCUUGAGGCAGCGCUCCACCUCCUAACGGUCCAAAGCGACAUGAAAAAGAGAGAUUUGAAGUUUGAGUCCCAGCUGACAGAGAUAGACAAGCGUGAGGAGGGAAAGAUAGCGCAGAGGAAUGGUGCAAAGGGGGCAUCUUGAACAAACUGUUUCUCAAGUCACUUUGUGAACUGUAACUGUCAUGAGCAGCUUGGCGAGCCUGUGAGUGACUGUCGUUUACCUGAGGGACAAGAGGAUAUUAAGGCAAAGAAGAUUCAAAACAAAACAAAACAAAAAACCUGACUACUGCUGAUUAUUGUCUGGCUUUGUAUCCAAGUGCUUCAUGGCUGCCACCGAGGCUGUGCUCCCUUCCUUCAGCUCCUUCUCAAACCUCUCUGACAUUAAAGAGUGGAAGUCUGAGGACGGGUCGCCACCGCUGGGCCCCGAGCAGCUCCAUCUUUCCCAGGAAAUGAGCGGGGAGCUUCUGGACGACGAGAGCCAGGCUUCCUGGGACAUCGAGCUGCUGCUGUCCGAGUGGAGCAGCCCCUCGCCGAACCUCAGCCCUUCCCUGGACCGUAGUGAUGACAGGAUCCAACAACAGCUGAACCAAGACCGAGUGUAUCAUGAUUCAGGCAUGCUUAAGGACCAAACGGGUCAGGAACAGAUGGACGUUAGUCUCAUGGCCGGGUUUAUGUCCCCGACAGCAUCGUUCCAGCCAAAUGUGUAUCACCAAGGUUACAAUAAUGACCCAGCCGGUCGAAUGUCAGCUACCAAUCAUGUAGACCAGUUUGGGUUCUCCCAGGAAAGACAAAGCUCAGGGAGCCUAAGUGAGGUCACAUCCUGGGAAUUUAAUCCGUAUUACCCCCCACAGCAUCCUUCUUUGGUGGCUUUCCCCGACGGCAGGUUCAUCCCACUCCAAGCUGCGACCUCCGACACUCGACACUACAACUACCCCUCUCACUUCUCCCACAGUGCCAGCCUUUUCUGUGACUACACGCACAGCCAGGCCAGUGGUCGUUUGGGCCUACAGCAACAGAUGGUCAAACCGCAGCUUCCCCCUGGCGGAGUGGAGGGGAAGCGCGGGCGAAAGUCUACCGGGAAAAAGAAGCCUGCCAUCCACAGCUGUGAAUACCCAGGCUGCAGCAAAACCUACACCAAGAGCUCGCACCUUAAAGCUCACCUUCGCACACACACAGGGGAAAAGCCUUACCAUUGCUCAUGGGAAGGCUGCACCUGGAAGUUCGCCCGCUCUGAUGAGCUGACGCGUCACUACCGCAAGCACACGGGCCAAAAACCCUAUGAAUGUGCGCUCUGUAAGAGGGCCUUCUCCCGCUCUGACCACCUAGCUCUGCACAUGAAGAGACACACCUGAUGCUCAGGAUGAUGUCCAGUCACACACUGAGUGGCCAUUUCAUUUGGUACAUAUCUCAAUUGAAAUCCAAUACAGGCGCUUUAUCAACAAUUCUGCCUAUGCAAAGAUAAUAUGGCUAAAUUUUAAAUAAUACUGUCAAUGCUCUGCAGUUUAAACUAUUAAUUUAAGGGAAUUCUAAACCUUUUUUUGUGAGGGUGAACAAUUUACACUUACCCAAAAGGUUUAUAAUUACCUGUACUAACAGUUCAUCCUGUAAAUAUACAACAAACUAUGUUCCCAAAAUAAUUGAAUAUCCUUUCAAGCUAAUUUUACAUUAACCUUAAAAACGAGACUUACAGUGGGUACGGAAAGUUUUCAGACCCCCUUAAAUUUUUCCGUCUUUGUUAUAUUGCAGCCAUCUGUUAAAAUCAUUUAAGUGAUUUUUUUUCCUCAUUAAUGUACACAGCACCCCAUAUUGACAGAAAAAAAAUUGUAUUGAAUUUUUUGCAGAUUUAUUAAAAAAGAAAAACUGAAAUAUCACACAGCCAUAAGUAUUCAGACCCUUUGCUGUGACACUAUAUUUAACUCCGGUGCUGUCCAUUUCUUCUGAUCUUCCUUGAGAUAGUUCUAUACCUUCAUUGGAGUCCAGCUGUGUUUGAUUAUACUGUUUGGACUUGAUUAGGAAAGCCACACACCUGUCUAUAUAAGACCCUACAGCUCACAGUCCAUGUCAGAGCAAAUGAGAAUCAUGAGGUCAAAGGAACUGCCUGAAGAACUCAGAGACAGAAUUGUGUCAAGGCUCAGAUCUGGCCAAGGUUACAAAAAACAUUCUGCUGCACUUAAGGUUCCUAAGAGCACAGUGGCCUCCAUAAUCCUGAAAUGGAAGACGUUUGGGAUGAUCAGAACCCUUCCUAGAGCUGGCCGUCCGGCCAAACUGAGCAAUUGGGGGAGAAGAGCCUUGGUGAGAGAGCUAAAGAAGAACCCAAAGAUCAUUGUGGCUGACCUCCAAAGAUGCAGUCGGGAGAUGUGAGAAAGUUCUAGAAAAUGGCUGUCCACCAACCUUCACCAUCCAACCUGACAGAACUGGAGAGGAUCUGCAAGGAGGAAUGGCAGAUGAUCCUCAAAUCCAGGUGUGAAAAAGGUGUUUCAUCAUUCCCAAAAAGACUCAUGGGUGUAAUAGCUUAAAAGGGUGCUUCUACUAAAUACUGAGCAAAGGGUCUGAAUACUUAUGGCUGUGUGAUAUUUCAGUUUUUCUUUUAUAAUAAAUCUGCAAAAAUUUCCACAAUUCCGUUUUUUUUCUGUCAAUAUCGGGUGCUGUGUGUACAUUAAUGAGGAAAGAAAUUAACUUAAAUUAUUUUAAAAAAUGGCUGAAAUAUAACAAAGAGUGAAAAAUGUAAGGGGGUCUGAGUAUGCCCGCAAAGUCUACACGUACAUGCGACAAUAAUUCUCCCAAUUUUUUUCCCCCUCCAAGGCAGAUGUUUUAUGACGUUGCCACAAGAUGGCGCCAAAGCACAAUGUUUCCAUUAUACAUGGCUUGACGCCAACUUUAUCAGCGAAUAACCGAUGUUCUACAAAAAUCAAACUGUAUUGCAUCAUACUGGGAAGCAUUUCUGCGACAGUAUUACCUUAUUUAGCUACAUGAACCAGGCAAUAUAUUCCAAACAUCUCCCAGUAUGUUGCAGUGUAGUUCAACCCCACUGUAAUUUUGCCACAAUAAUAAAAAUAAAACAUUUGAUAAAUGAAUACCUCCCUGACAGUGUCGCUUUAAACUGAGCGUUGUUAAUAUCUUGGGAAGGACAUAAUUCUUUCAGAUAUGUACAGAUAUGUGUGGCUAAUGUGCUGUCCAGUAAGUGUGAGCUUUUUGUUUCUUCAAAGGGUAGUUUCCAUUUGAUGUUGCUGAAUGUCAUUGUCUUUGAUUAAAAUGGCUGGUUGACAAGACAAUGACUCUUGCAAUGCCGUCUAUUGCAAAGUGGCUUAAAAUUGUGUUGUUGCUAGAAUAAUAUUUCCGCUUUGAUAAUGUUAUUUUCAGAUUUUUGUAGCCUGUACAUUUCCUGUGAUAAAUAGCAGAAGUAAUUUAUUAUUGAAGAUGGGAGAAUGUUAUUAUUUUUUUUUUAUUCAAAUAUUCAUGGCUAACUGCAGAGCCUCGUAUUGAAGCUGCAAUCUGUUUAUGAUUCUAAAACUAACUAUUCACAUUUGUGACCAAAGCCAGAAACUGACAAAUUUUUAAUAUCAUGUGAAAAAUGAGCUAAGCUCAUAGAUGGCCCAGUAGGCAACCCAACAUGAGCAAACACUGUACACAUACGGUGCAUGUAGACAGUAAACUUGAACACUAACACAAGAUCUACUGAAAGGUGUGUAGGUUUUAAGAUUAGGCACUCACGAAGUCUUGACCACAGUUGAGAUGAUAUCUUUGUUCUAUUUCGCUCAAUUCCUUCCAUUUUUUCCUUCCACUGCAGUUGUUGAGAUUGUAAUUAUUUGAUUAACAAUUUAACUUGGGGGUGUGUAGUAGUGUGUUUGUCUGGAAGGAUCUUGACUGAAGGGGGAAAAAAAUGCACGGUGUCUGUGUAUCUUUUGUCAAGUGACCUACAUAUUUAUUGACAUUUUAUAUGCUAGAUAUUACUUUUCUUAUUGCUUUUUUACAUUUACAUGUGCUUUAAAAGUCUUGAUUAUUGCUUUCAUUGUCAUAGUCUAAUAAAGAUCACUUUUACCUUUAAUACCACUA